Messenger RNA from Ilex paraguariensis (yerba mate), 1100 nucleotides. The record is from the annotation of a GenBank genome assembly. Lineage: Eukaryota; Viridiplantae; Streptophyta; Magnoliopsida; Aquifoliales; Aquifoliaceae.
UCCCCUUUAUCCCUUUGAAAGUCAUGGAAAUUUCAUGUUGCUACCUGUAACCAACAAUUCAUUGUUCCAAAAGCAACGAACCUGAUCCACUCAUUGUUUUGAUCCAUGCCCAUAAAUAUGCUCCCCAAGAAUGGCCCCAAGCUCAUCUUCACAUGAUCAUAUAUAACAAAGUCACCCAAACCUGAAAGUGAUAAGCCAGUUCCUUUUUCAUUUUCUUCAUCAUCAUCAUAACCUUCUUGUUUUUCGUCAACUGAAUCCAUCAAUGGGUGAAGGCAAAAGGGUUGUGUUUCAGAGUUCAUAUCAGAAUGGUAAUGGUAAUAAAGAGGAAGAAGAUAACUGGGAGAUCAUGGAAGGUGAUGAUAAUUCUGAUACGACCAACCACAUGAUCUCAUCAUUAAAUUUCGCUAUUGAAGAUCCAACUACUUCAGAUGAAUCAUCAUCUUCACUGGAUAUGGCUGAUGAUGCAUCUUCUUCAUCUUCACCUUCAUCUUCGUCAUCUUCGCCUUCAAGUGGACCACUAUAUGACUUAUCUGAGCUCAUGACUCAAUUACCCAUCAAGAGGGGACUUUCUAAGUAUUAUCAAGGCAAAUCUCAAUCUUACGCAUGUCUAUCAAGAGUGAAGAGCAUAGAGGAUCUUGCAAAGAAAGAAGUUCCUUACAGAAGAAAAAUGAAGUCAUGCAAGAGCUAUGCAGGUGGAUUAGAUGCCUACAAGUCCUACACUCUUCCCAAGCCCAUUAUAUCCAAGAAAGCUUCAAAGAGUUCAUUGCCUUCGUCUUUUCCGAGUAGAAGGGGAAGCUUUUCAGGUAGUUGCAGGCCCCCUUUGAUCCCAGAAUAAAAGAAUGAGGGGUGUUAACCUAUAUACAUGAUAAUUAGGCGCCCAAAAGAAAGGAAAGAAAAAUAUAAUAUCGAUGACUUCCACCCGGAGAGAGAGAGAGAGAGAGAGAGAGAUCUUGUACAUAAGUUCUAUGAUUAUCAGUUCAGAAGAAUUCCUGUAAUAAUUUUGCAUAGAUAUACAAGCUUUAAGAUUUUAAUUGCUCACAGCUAGACUUCAAUCAAUUUUUAUGUGUUGAUGAAAUAUAGCACUGCUUGAAUGAUCUGUG